Messenger RNA from Hyposmocoma kahamanoa, 1870 nucleotides. RefSeq names its product probable nucleoporin Nup58 (gene Nup58). The transcript is spliced from 14 exons. The record is from RefSeq and is a predicted model, not a curated record. Gene Ontology annotation, cellular component: nuclear pore. NCBI's taxonomy places the organism in Eukaryota, Metazoa, Arthropoda, Insecta, Lepidoptera, Cosmopterigidae. Gene Ontology annotation, molecular function: structural constituent of nuclear pore. Bases 1 to 1665 code for a protein of 554 amino acids. Gene Ontology annotation, biological process: nucleocytoplasmic transport.
AUGUCGUUUUCCUUCGGGACACCGGCGAGCGCUCCUGCUAACACAGGACUCUCGGGUGGUUUUAGUUUUGGCGCUAACAAACCAGCUACGCCUGGAUUUGGAUUGGGAGCGACAUCACAACCUUCUACAGGCUUGUUUGGUACUCCAGCAACAUCAGCACCGGCUUUCGGGACUACAGGAUUUGGCACCACCAACACUCCAGCAUUUGGUGCAGGUACAACACCAGCAUUUGGAGCUGCAUCAGCCACUCCAGCAUUCGGAGCCAGUUCCACCCCUGCUUUUGGGGCCAACCCUGCCUUUGGGGCAACAUCGACCGCCCCCGCAUUUGGAGCCACUAGUACUCCUGCUUUUGGUGCAACAUCUGCAGCGCCACCUUUUGGUGUGGCCAGCACUGCAUCGUUCGGCACGACAAGCACUGCUCCUGCGUUUGGAACCACCGGUCUUGGUACCAGUGGGUUAAACUUUGGACCUGGGAGUAACACAUCCACUGCUCCUCCAGGUUUAACCCUGGGCGCAGUAGCAGCGACGACGACCAGUGCUGGUUUAGGCGGUCUUGGAGGUUUCAGCUUCAACACAACAACCACACAGAGCACCGGACUAGGUUUCUUUAGCACUACUACUUCUGCUGGUGCUGGUCUUUUUGGUCCGAAAUUCACAACUACGGUCACCGGCAGUCAACCAUCGACUUCAGCGACUCCAAGCCUCGGUCUGGGCGGCUUAGCGCCCACAGGUGCGGCGAGUACCACUACCACAGAUGGAAAGACCGAGUCACCAAAGCAAAUAAAGCUGCCCAAUGAGAUAUCAACCACGAUAGAGACGUUCAAGGACUUCGUGAAGAGACAAAAAUCACUUAGCUCCGAAGUGAUGAGGGUUUCGGUCAAACCGCUACAUAAGGUAUCGGUGGAGGCGGAGGCGACGCUGCGCCUGGCGUUGUCAUUGUCGGGCGAAGUGGGCCGCGGGCGUGCGCUAUCGCGCCGCUUGCGCGCUGCUGCCGCUGCUGCGCUGGCGCAGGCGGAGGCCCAGGCCAACUCACCUGUGUCUGAACUGGAAGGUACAGCACCGCCUAGAUACGUGAAAGAGUUGGUGAUGGAGUUAGAGCAGCAACUCAUUGCGUUUAGAAGGCAGAUGGAUGUAGCUGAUAAGCAGAUGCAGGCCUCGCCCAAGUUGCUCACUGAACAAGAGUUAACGAUGGGCAUACGGCGCAUGCACGAGUCUCUGGUGGCUUUGGCGGGCCGUCUCCAGGCCGUACAUACGCAAGUUGACGCCCAGAAGGAGCAAUAUCUCAAUCUACGCAAAUAUGUGCUCAAGGAUCCUACCAAUGUUUUUGAUACUCCAUCGCCGAUUUCGAGCUUAGAUCAAAUACUACGCGAUGCUGAAGGAUCCAGAAAAAAGACGAAGUCGACUCAUUUGACUGGACCAGUGGGCGCUGCCGUGCUGUCAGAUCCUCGAGCCGCUUUAGGUAACAUUCACAAGCUAGCGGGUCCUACGCCGUUCACAUACAUUGGUAACACCUUUCCCAACGCGGAUACUACAGGUGUAUCGUGGCAGCCUCCGCCUCAGACAAACCUAAGCACAAACUUAAACAGUAGCUUCGGGACAACUCCUUCCAACGAGAGCUCCGCCUUCCAACUCCAAAAGCCACCCGGAAAACGUGGGAAGCAAUGAUAUUGGCGAUAAAUACCGGUAUACCGGUAAACUGGAGCAGUGUUAGAACUGUGGAGUUAAAAGACUUUAUAGUGUUAAUUGGGUCAUGACAUUUUAUUCACAGAAGGGCAGAAAGCACUCAUGUAAAAGUUUCAUAUUGAUUUAACUAACUGCGUCGGUGGCCGAACGGUUACCAGACUGCCACGCGGAGGUCCCAGGUUCGAUU